AGAUCCCUGCGCCCCGCGCUUCCUAUGGCGCUGCUGUGUUUUUGUUUGCUUUUAGCAGUGAAAGCGGACGAAAGUGAUGUGCUGUAGUUCGUAUAUCGGAAAAUCGUGGGUUAAGAGCACGUGAAAUGACAGGUGACAGAACAAGCAUGAUCGAUGUCAACAGAGUAAGCCCCGAGUGGCGGAAGAGGGUUCGAUCAGAGUACAUGCGCUUACGUCAGAUCAAGCGCUUCAAACGGCACGACGAAGUCAUGGCUGCGUAUAUGACAAAUCGGAGAUUCAUUAUUGAAACCGCUGCACUCCUGCAAAAACAGCAGACAGACACCAAGGCUGUAGCCAUUUUUCCAUCUGAUGUUCCUUCACAUCACCCAGUGAUGAAAAAGUGUGAAGUUGAGCUUGCAGAUGGCAUGAAACAGUCAACACCUACUAGGAUUGUAUAUGCUGUCACUCCUAUUCCAACAAUGUACACAUGGGCCCCAACACAGCAGAAUUUUAUGGUGGAGGAUGAAACUGUGUUACAUAACAUUCCCUACAUGGGGGAUGAGAUCUUAGACCAAGACGGAACAUUCAUUGAGGAGCUUCUCCGAAACUACGACGGCAAAGUGCAUGGAGACAGAGACUCUGGAUCAGUUAGCGAUGAGUUGUUUCUGGAACUUGUUCACUCCCUUAUGGCUUACGAUGAUGCAGGGGACUGCAACAGCUCUUCAAAUAGCACUGAUGGAUCUAAUGGUAGCACAGGUGGAACAGAUAAGCAUGAUGAUAAGAUGCCAUUCCCAUCAGACUUCAUUUUUGCUGCCAUCUGUUCUGUAUUUCCUGAUAAGCGCACUCCACAAGAGCUAAAAGAGAGGUAUCGUGAAUUAAUGGAAAAGGUCAAUCCAACUUCAGUACCACCAGAGUGCACACCCAAUAUUGAUGGCCUGUACGCACAGUCUGUGCCUCGUGAACAAAGCAUGCACUCCUUCCGUACAUUAUUCUGCCGACGCUGUUUCAAAUACGACUGCUUCCUGCACACGUUUCACCCAGCACCUAGCCAGUAUAAGCGGAAAAGUUGUGACAUGAAGUUAGAUACAGAACCCUGUGGUUCACACUGCUACUUGCAUUUGGAUGCAGUGAAGAUGAAGCUGCAAGCAAAGUUGAAAGAGGAGCGUGAGACAUCUGAGCAGUGCAAAAUGCAAAAGCAGGUUUCUGUUGACAGUGGCAAUGAGGCAAGCAGUGAAGAUAGCAAUGAUAGUACCCGAACAAGCAGCAAGAAAAGCGACAGUUCAGACAAGCCCGCACAGAUGACAGUUAACAGCCUGUCAGGCAAGUCUCCUGAGAGUAAAGCUUGUCUACUGGCUGCCUUGGAACCUGUCGUCCAGCCGUCUGAGGAAGAGCUGCAAGAGGAGUGGUCAGGGGCAGAACAGUCCCUCUUCCGUGUGCUGUGGAAGGUCUUCUAUGGAAAUUACUGUGCCCUAGCUACACUGAUUCUCACCAAAAACUGUGCUCAGGUGUACACGUUUGCACAGAAAGAAUUAGCUGACUGUCCUCCUGAGGAGCAUGUGCACGACAGCACACCACCACGAAAGAAGAAAAAGAAGCACCGCCUCUGGUCAAUGCAUUGCCGCAAGAUACAGCUAAAAAAAGAUGGAUCAUCCAAUCAUGUGUACAACUAUACACCGUGUAAUCAUCCUGGCCUGCCCUGUGAUCAGAACUGCCCUUGCGUUAUGGCUCAGAACUUCUGCGAAAAAUUUUGCCACUGCAACUCUGACUGUCAACAGAGGUUUCCAGGCUGUCGCUGUAAAGCACAGUGCAACACUAAACAAUGUCCAUGCUACCUAGCAGUUCGGGAAUGUGAUCCAGAUCUUUGCCAGACAUGUGGAGCUGACCAGUUUGAUGUACAGAACAUUACGUGCAAGAAUGUCAGUGUGCAGCGUGGUCUGAGAAAGCACCUCCUGCUUGCCCCAUCUGAUGUUGCUGGAUGGGGAAUUUUUAUGAAGGAAUCUGCCCAGAAAAACGAGUUUAUUUCUGAGUAUUGUGGAGAGAUCAUUUCCCAAGAUGAAGCAGAUCGCAGAGGCAAAGUGUAUGACAAGUAUAUGUGUAGCUUUUUGUUCAACUUAAACAAUGACUUUGUUGUGGAUGCUACAAGAAAGGGAAACAAAAUUCGCUUUGCUAAUCACUCCAUCAACCCCAACUGCUAUGCAAAGGUGAUGAUGGUGAAUGGAGAUCACCGCAUCGGCAUAUUUGCAAAGAGACACAUUCAGUCUGGGGAGGAACUCUUCUUUGACUACCGGUAUGGCCCAACUGAACAGCUGAAAUUUGUUGGCAUCGAGCGAGAACUGGAGUUCUUAUGAGCAGAACAUCUAAUGUUAAGCACUUCACUGCCCAGUGUUUCUACAUAUGUCUGUUUUAUUUUUAAUAAAGUGGCCUUCAGCUGGUA
Molecule: messenger RNA, 2413 nt
Organism: Ornithodoros turicata
Lineage: Eukaryota; Metazoa; Arthropoda; Arachnida; Ixodida; Argasidae
Gene: E(z)
Product: histone-lysine N-methyltransferase EZH2-like
Exons: 16
Coding region: 126-2327 (733 amino acids)
Biological process (GO): heterochromatin formation
Cellular component (GO): nucleus; ESC/E(Z) complex
Molecular function (GO): protein binding; chromatin binding; histone H3K27 methyltransferase activity
Source: RefSeq, a predicted model, not a curated record